UUAGGUUGUUCAGACAGGUGGCCUUCCCAUCUACAAAAUCCCACUCCCUCUCUGUCUUCUCUCUCUCUCUCUCUCUCUCUCUCUCUGUGUCUGUCUCUGUGGAAUCAGGGAAUAGACGAGAAGGGUAGAGAAGGGGAGGCGAGACGGAGAUCUCUCUCCAAUCGCACUCAUGGCGGAAAAGGGUAAACCAUUGCCAAAGUUUGGAGAAUGGGAUGUCAAUGACCCUGCUUCUGCAGAGGGAUUCACGGUAAUCUUCAACAAGGCUCGGAAUGAGAAAAAAACGGGCGGCAAGAUUGAAUCGCCACCAAUGGUUGACUCAAACUAUAAGCACGAAGCAGUUCUUGGAAAACCUCACUCUAAAAAAUGGUGUUGCUGCAUACAAUCUACUUAUGCAGAAUCUUGAGGCUUCUCUUACCUCUUAAUAGCUUGAAUAUGAAAGCAUCGUUUUGUUCAUGCCCGAGCUGAAAACAUAUUCCAGAAGGCUGGAGCUGUAUUCAGAAGCUAUGAUGGAUCCUACUGGUUUUGUUUGUUUUGUCCUAAACUUGGUGAUAAUGUGCUCGUAGAGAAGUUUAAGGAACAAUGUUAUAUUAUGGUCAGUAUACCGGUUGGUUAUUCUUUGGUGCUGCUUCUCUUCUUUAUUGAAAUCCUAUGACUUGGUACACUACUAUUUGUGACAAUUUGUUUCUUCA
Corylus avellana is the source of this 689-nucleotide messenger RNA. RefSeq names its product protein NOI4-like. The record is from RefSeq and is a predicted model, not a curated record. NCBI's taxonomy places the organism in Eukaryota, Viridiplantae, Streptophyta, Magnoliopsida, Fagales, Betulaceae. Gene Ontology annotation, cellular component: plasma membrane.